CAAACCCAAAUAAACCCUCUCAAAGAACAUCUCCAUCCAUAUAUAAUCCACCCCAAAGCUCAUCACACCACCAAACCAGCACAUAUAACAUAUGGCUAGCCCUCCUCCUUCCAUGUCCUCAAUUUUCCUCAUCAUUCCCAUUUUAGCCCUGUCCUUAUUGCUACCCCACAACGCCAUCGGCCAGACAUGCAACCCCAAGGAAAGAGAUGUCCUCCUGAAAAUCAAAGCCCACUUCAAGAACCCACCCUCCCUAUCCUCGUGGAACCCCAACACCUCUGACUGUUCUUUGUGGGAUGGCAUUGGCGUUGACGACCAAGGCCAUGUCACCAGGCUUCGGAUCAACAACGCCAAUGACAUCGUGGGCCCCAUCCCGUCUUUCGUCGACGGGCUCCCCUUUCUCAAGACCCUCGACUUCAGUGGCGUUCCCAACUUGUCGGGCUCCAUCCCCGUGUCCAUCGGCAACUUUAGAAACCUCACGAGCCUUAGCAUUUCCGAGUCGAAAGUCACCGGGCCCAUACCUUUGGCCUCCGUAGGCCGGCUCACGACGCUGGACAUGCUCGAUCUCCGGUCCAAUCGCCUCAACGGCUCCAUCCCUUCGGACUUCUCCCGGCUAACCCAGCUCAGCUACUUCAACCUGAACUCCAACCUGCUGUCCGGGCCGAUCCCGGAUUUCAUAGGACGCAAGCUCACCAAACUAAACUACAUCGGGCUCGAGUCCAACCAACUGUCCGGGCCGAUCCCGGCUUCCUUCAGCAUGCUGCCCGUUCUCACAACGCUCCAUCUCUCCCAAAACCAAUUGGUGGGGCCGAUCCCGGACCCUCUGGGGAAGGUCGACGUCAUGUCGUCGGUCGACAUCUCGCACAACGCGAUCGCCGGAGACGCGUCGUUUUUGUUCGGCAAGAAGUACACGGGGCUGUCCUUUCUGUACGUGAACGACAACAUGUUGAAGUUCGACUUCUCGAAUGUGGAGUUGACGCCGACGCUGGCGAUAUUCAACGUGAGCCACAACAUGAUAUAUGGGUCUCUUCCGAGGCGGUUUGGGCAGAUGAAACCGGACAUUAACUACGUCGACGUGAGUUUCAAUCAGCUCUGCGGCCCGAUUCCGAACGGCAGGCGCUUCAAGACGGCGGAUCCGGCCAUCUUUGCGCACAACAAAUGUCUCUGUGGUGGCCCUUUACCUGCUUGUAAAUAAGAAAAAUACUAGGAUACACCUUUCCAGAAUUUACCUAAAUAGCAAUAAAACAUAAUGACUUUCUCUAAAUAGCACUACAUAUGUUUUUCUUUCCAAUGUGGCACUUUUAGUCAUUAUGCAUUAGUCAUUAUUCAAGCAAAAUUUCGCCAUCACUGGACAUUAU
Molecule: messenger RNA, 1355 nt
Organism: Cuscuta campestris
Lineage: Eukaryota; Viridiplantae; Streptophyta; Magnoliopsida; Solanales; Convolvulaceae
Source: the annotation of a GenBank genome assembly